AUGGCUGCAUGGGAGGGACAGAUUGUAGCAGCGAAGCGACGUCUUAAUGAGCUCACUCCCAUUGGAAGGCUUCCCUCAGAGAUGCUGGCCGAGACGUUCCUGCAUCGGUCCGCUGGUUGGUCCACUGGAGACCAGAGCUGGAUUGAAGUCUCGCACGUCUGCCAUCGUUGGCGCGAAAUCGCCCUCGAUUGUCCGGCACUUUGGGGCCACAUUUACACGCACACAUCAGCGUGGACACGAGAGCUAUUGCUGCGCUCCAAGCAGGCUGCGUUGGACGUCAUUAUCUCCGAGAACGACGAGAUUAAUAGGGAAGAUAUUAUCCACCUCCUCGUUCACCAUCUGCAUCGCAUGCGCUCUAUCAACUGGGGUCUCUACUAUAAUCCUCUCGACGGUUCAGAUCUCCCCAGAGUUGCACCUUUCUUGCGUUCAGUUACCCUCCACAAUGAUGAACUCGACGAAUAUGGACCGUCUACGACUCCCUUCGACAAGAUCGAGGCUCUGCCGUUAACGCAUCUGGAACUCGUCUGCGCACCAGUCUCAUGGACAAGUAAUCUCUUUCGACCUACUCUGACGCAUUUGACUUUCCGCUUGCCCUCUGACUUCCCUCAACCUGUUGACUGCAACAUGUCCGAGGUGCUUGGUCUCCUUCGAAGCAUGCCUUCUCUACAGAUACUGGAACUUGCAAACGUUUUGCCCGAUGCUGGAAGAGCUCGCGUUGGACCGGAUGCAUAUGUUCACUUCACCCAGCUGCGCCUCUUGAAUAUCGAGGCAUCUGCGGCGACCAUGCGCUACUUCCUGGAGCAUGUCUCAUUCUCCAAAGACGCCGAGAUUACCAUCGAAUACUCCGAUCUCGAACUUGAUCACGAGAACAUGGAGCAGAGCAUGCGCCUGCUUGCGUCCAGGUUCGCAUCGGAUUCGCGUUCCAAGAAUCCUGUCCGACCGCUGCAGUCGCUCUAUUGCGCUCGCAACGUUGCCGAAGCUUGGACCAUAGACCGAGGUCUCGAAGCUCUGUCACAGAAACACGCCCGCAACGCCGCCGCCACGAAGCUGCUUCAAGGCGUUCAUCAUACUCUUGCGGUGCGUGCGGUAGACCUGCCGUUCGAACAUAGCGGAGCCUUCUUCGAGAUGUUCUGUCGCUCUCUGCCCUUGGCGGAGACGAGCUCAGCUUUCAUCGACAUCGAAGGCAUGGGGGACACCCAGUGGCGGAGCGCAUACCAGAGUAUGCCCCAUCUCCGUGAGCUCGGUGUCACAGGCUCUUCCUCAUGCCACACGUCUCUCAUCGACUUGCUCGCGACCGUCUUGGCCGCCACAGACGGCGCACUGUGCCCGUCGCACUCCAACUUACCGGUAUACAUGUUCCCGAAGCUGGAGGUGCUCCUUAUUCGCGGGCUACAUCUUCCGUUAGCUAGUACGGACAACCUAGGAUCGCGAGGCCAUCAUCUUCUGGACACGUAUGCCAAGGUGCUCCGGGAUCGCAGCGAUGCCGGGCACCAGCUCUCUUCCCUAGUUCUGGUCGGCGGCAGUAACAUCUUGCAGCAAGACGUCGACAAGUUUCUGGGCACCGUGAAGGAAGUGCAUUGCGAUUGUAUAUCGACAGAAACGUCUCUAGGGCCGAUCCACAUGAGUAUACCAUCUCUGACACUGGACGAUAAGGUAAGACUGUUUGUUGUCCGACCAGGAUCUCGUCGCUGA
This is a messenger RNA of Phanerochaete carnosa HHB-10118-sp, 1692 nucleotides long. RefSeq lists its product as uncharacterized. The transcript has a single exon. Bases 1 to 1692 code for a protein of 563 amino acids. Gene Ontology annotation, molecular function: protein binding. The record is from RefSeq and is a predicted model, not a curated record. Lineage: Eukaryota; Fungi; Basidiomycota; Agaricomycetes; Polyporales; Phanerochaetaceae.